Mizuhopecten yessoensis (Yesso scallop) is the source of this 6777-nucleotide messenger RNA. RefSeq names its product clathrin interactor 1-like. Gene Ontology annotation, biological process: endocytosis. Lineage: Eukaryota; Metazoa; Mollusca; Bivalvia; Pectinida; Pectinidae. Gene Ontology annotation, molecular function: clathrin binding; phospholipid binding. Bases 134 to 2284 code for a protein of 716 amino acids. The transcript has 19 exons. The record is from RefSeq and is a predicted model, not a curated record. Gene Ontology annotation, cellular component: endosome; plasma membrane; clathrin vesicle coat.
AACGAUAAAACAACUCUGUCGACAGAGCCCAAGCGAUCAUCUUGUCAGUGAAAAACCAUAGCUGAGGAAUCCCCAAUCAUCUUUAUAACAUCGGGGGUUGGGAUAUUAAUAAGGGAACCAGGAAAGUAAUCAGAUGUUCGCCGACAAAAUGUGGAAGUUGAGGGAGAUCACAGAUAAAGUCACCAAUGUGGUGAUGAACUACUCCGAAGUGGAGACGAAGGUGAGAGAGGCUACAAGUGAUGAAGCCUGGGGACCCCACGGAUCAUUGAUGCAGGAAGUAGCACGCUUCACAUUUACAUAUGAACACUUUCCAGAGGUGAUGGGCAUGUUGUGGAAACGCAUGCUGCACGAUAACAAGAAAAACUGGAGGAGAGUUUAUAAGUCAUUACUGUUGCUGACAUAUCUCCUAAAGAACGGGUCGGAGCGUGUGGUUACAAGCUCUAGGGAACACCUUUAUGACCUCCGCAGUCUGGAGAGCUACACUUUCACAGAUGAGCAUGGAAAGGACCAGGGAUUAAAUGUACGACAGAAGAUACAAGAACUAUUAGACUUCAUUCAAAAUGACGAGAAGUUACGAGACGAAAGAAAAAAAGCAAAAAAGAACAAAGACAAAUAUGUUGGAGUCGCAGGAGAGGGUACACUGGGCAAUAGAUACAGUGACAGAUAUGACGAGGAACCGUCCAACCGUGAUAAGAUGGAUGAAAUUGAAGAGUGGGACAGCGGCCGGAAGACGAUGGCGGGAGAAGCUGUGGACAAAGUAAAGGGGCUCUGGAACAAAGUACAGGGCCGUAAGGGACCAGACGAUGUAGUUGAUUACAGUUCAAGCAAGAUUCCUGCCGCCCGCAGAAGCAGUUUAACAGACUUUAGUGAUGAGCCAGAAAACAGAUCGAAAAAUGACAAGGAUGAUUUUAAUUUCAAAGAUGAUGAUGCAGAAUAUACGUCAGUAGAGCGAACACAUACAACACGUACAGAAAAAAUCACACACAACAGGAGGUCAAGGUCAGCCAAGAAACUUGACCUCGGGGCAGCAUCAUCAUACGGCAAGGAUAAAGAUUCCAUAUCUCAGCUUAGUGGCAACAGUAUAACAAACAAUGGUUCAAGCCUCAUUGACAUGGGUCUAGGAGGGGCAGAUAACUCCCAGGAAACAUCAGAAUUUGCUGACUUCAAAUCUGCCAAUUCCAAUGGAGAUUUCAAUCCAAGAGGCGCUACAUCUCCACAAGGAGGUACAGGAGACUUUGCUGAUUUCUCACAAUUCCAGAGUAACACCUCCACAGCAUCAACAGGAAACAGUGGAGAGUUUGCAGAUUUUACAGCCUUUAAUGCAGCAGGGAGCGGGUCAUCUGCUCCCCCACCAGCUACCAAAUCCGGAGAAGAUAAUCUGUUUGACAUGUUUGGUGGUGCUAGUAGCGCUAUGCCAGCCCAACAAACACCAAACAUCCCAAUGCCGACUAUGGGGUCACAACCCAUGGCCCCAGUGGGUGGAACUUUAAUGGGACAACCCAUGGCAUCUAUGGGGAACUUUGGGGCCCAGCCUGUAAUGAUGGGAAUGCCCCAAGCUACUCAGGUUCCUAUGCAGGGAAACCCAAUGAAUAUGCCACCACAAAUGCAGCCCACAGGUAUGAUGGCAGGGAACAUGUACGCAGGAAUGCCAAAUAUGGGCAUGCAGCAGGGUUUACAGCCAAUGAUACAGGGAAAUAUGAUGGCACCAGGACUCCAGCCAAUGGGAAGGGGUUACGCAUCCGGAAUGGGAAUGCAAACAGGGGUCUCUUCUAUGCAGUCAGUCUCGAAGGAGGCAAGCUUGUCUAGUACAACCGUUUCUGCCACCCACUCACAAACCACAGUCACCCCUCAGAAGGAUGCUAACACCUGGUCCAAAGAUGCAAGCAAGGUAAACAUCAGUCUUGAUGCCCUCAGUCCUGCCAACAAGUUCCAGAAACCACACCAACCCAGCAUGAAUCAGCUUCAGCAGCAAGAUGAUGACGGCUUAAACCCCAUGGUAUGGAGUCCAGAAAUGGCCCCAGGUCUAGUUUACAUUGCCCCAGGCAUGAACACUCAAAUGGUUGGACUGAACCAGGGCAUGGCAGGAAUGAGUGUUGGCCAGCCCCAGGGGCAGGUCAUUGGGGGCCAGCCGAUGAUGGGCCAGGGCAUGGGAAUGGCUGUGAAUAUGCAGGGAGGUAUGGGCAUGAUGGGAUCAAUGAACAUGCAGUCCACAAUGAUGGGACAAUCAUCAUUCCAACAACGAACCGACCAGGCUUUCAGCGGAUUUGGAAACACGAAAAAAUAACCAAGAUAUGCGGUUUUAGUAUUGUUAAAAUAACUACGGACCAAGCCUUUUUGUACUGAAAUACCUUCAAUGGUGUUUCUAUGUGUGAAACUUGUAAUGAAAGAAAACAUUUGAAGGACUUAGGGGCACUCAGAAUAUUUCUAACCCUUUCACCCCUAUAUAACUUUAAUAAACUCUACCAUGCAUUGAUUACAAUAAGUCCAUUAUGGUCUACAGUGGUGAAAGUGCUAAAUAUGACCUCUUAAUAUGAGAAAGAUGUUUUGUUGGAUUGUUUUGUAAAAACCUUGUUCUAAACGUCACAUACAAGGUUGACAUAGGGAAUGGCCAAACUUGAAAAAUGUACUGACGUUGACAAACCAAAGAGGUGAGGCCAGUAUGGGGGGACAGGCUUUUACAGAAGAUGAUCAUAAGUCGACAAUCAUUCCACCAACAAGACGUCCGAGCAGAAGAUGUCCUGGCGGAGCCCUUAGUGAUUCACGUACUACUGCAGAAAUGGACAUAUUUUUGGGCGAAAUAUCCUGUGAUUAACAUCCUCCCAGUUAGCGGGAGGUACAAUAUAUGAUAGAACUCCCAGUUAAUGGGAGGUAUUAUAGAUCUUAUUAGCUGCCUCGUUUGGGGAGGGCUUAUUUAGAAUACUGCAGAAGUGCAUCAGUGGGGAGGGGGGAUAGGGUAUACACCUGCUAAGCUGUGAAGGGGUGGGUGGGAGGGGGAGGAGGUAUACAUGUACACCUCUUUAUUCAGUGUGGGGGUGGGGAAAGUAAGAUUUAUUAACCCAGUAGUACAUUGAGAUUUGUGUAUUAGUGACUUUGAAAAAAAUGAUGAAUUAUAUACAAGAUGUGAUACACAGAUCUACGUUACUUGUUACUCAGAAUCAAAGGAUAAAAAACAAAAAUAUUAUAAAACAAGGUACUACAACUGUAAUAAUUUCCUAGAUUGAUCAACAAUACAUUUUGCUCAAAAUUGAUAAAAUACAACUGUUUCUUAAAGACAAAAACAAUUGUUUUCAGUAUUCUGAAUCCUGUUCCCCUAAAAAUGACUUGUAAAUAUAGUACUUAAAUCCUUAGAGGAAAUGAUGCAGUACAAGCUUCCUAUUGGUAAUUUGUGUUCAAUCACAGAUUUUAAAACACUUGAUUAUGCUGAGUUUUUGCUUAAAAAAAUUGAUGGAAUAUGACAAACAUUUCAUAUUUGAAGAAUAUUAUAAUUUUGAACAAAAUGUUUCAGUGAUAACCAUUUCUGGAUCUGUUUUAAACUGAUAGUAAUGGCUUUUUGAAUUGGUAAGAAUGUGUCGUAUCUUUUUUCACUAAAUAUAAUACACAUAAGCUAAUAGAUAACUUAAGUUUUAUCAUUAUUUUUAUUAUGAAGAAAUUACACAACCAGUCAAAAGUGCAUCUCUCUGCCAAACCUCAUCCAGUUGGACAAAGAAUCUUGACAGACGAACGCAUGGGACUUUGAGAUCUGAAAAAUGUCACAGAAAAAAAUAAUUCUUUUAAUGUCUUGUUUCUCUUAUAUCACAUCUUAAUCUUGAUAGAUUACAAGUGGUAUAGAGAGGAAGGGACUGGAACAACAUCUGUCUAGUUUUGAGAGAUUUUUUCAUGUUUGAAAAAUGUAAUUAUUUGUAAAAUAUGUUAAUGGAAUAAAAGUGUUAGUAAGUAAUUCAGGUUAUCAUUUCUCAUAUGAUAUAUGUAUAAUUGUGCUUUUCUGUCCUGUUGUGCAUGCUUGCUUUGGCUGAGCUACACUUGUUGAAUAGCAAAAAGUUAUAGUUCAUAUUCUGGUAAUACAAAGUCAAUGGUGAUAGAUCGUUAAUGUUGUUGAAUGUUAAUUUUAACUACAGUUUGUUAUGUUUUGUGGAUUUCUUUUAAUAAAGCUUUUCAUGUUGUCAAGGAAACUGUUCGACAGGGAAAGAAACGUGUUAGAUCAGAACAAAUUUAAUAUAGUCUAAACUUUCAUAAAUUUAUGUGUAAAUAUAAGUUAUUUUUUCAAUAUCAUAAUAUCUAUUGUCUGAUGAUCACUGAAAUGGAAACAUAAAUUCCCUUACUGUACUGAAUAUGCCAGACUGAAUAUUUCAAGUCACUUUUGAUGGCUGCUAAAAUUAUGUUGUAAUUUUAGGAAAACAUUUCUUAUUGAUCGUGAACAUUUUGUGAAGUCUUUGUAAAGUUAAAUACUUCCAUUUGCUAUUAUAAAAUUUCUGGUAUUAGGAAACAAAGAAUAAGGCUUUGAUGCCUGUGAUUUCAUACUGAAAUCAUUCACGAAUUGUGUAAAUGUGAAAGUCAAAUAUAUCUAGUCACAUACACCAAUAGCAAACAGGUCAUAUGAUACUGACACAGGUCAUGUGGUCACUAACACAGGUCAUGUGGUCACUACACAAGUCAUGUGGUAACUAACACAGGUCAUGUGGUCACUAGCACAAGUCAUGUGUGGUCACUAACACAGGUCAUGUGGUCACUACACAAGUCAUGUGGUAACUAACACAGGUCAUGUGGUCACUAACACAGGUCAUGUGGUCACUAGCACAAGUCAUGUGUGGUUACUAACAGAGGUCAUGUGGUCACUACACAAGUCAUGUGGUCACUAACACAGGUCAUGUGGUCACUAACACAGGUGAUACUGACACAAGUCAGCACAGGUCGUGUGAUCAUUGGUGACAGUCGUGUUCACUGACAACAUUCACAUGAUCGCUGGCACAGGUCGUGUGAUGAAUUGGCAGGAAAAGUUAAGAUCAUCGACACAAACAAAUCCUGUUCACUCCCCUACUUUCAUUUAACUUGAAUGUAAAGGGUCCUGAGACAAAACUAUAGAAGAUGGUAUAUUUAUAAAAUUUCAGAGAUGUGUAUUGUCAUUUGUCUAUUACUGUUUCACUCAGUGCUAAACUACUAUAUCUGACAUACAGCGUGUUGUACUGUAGACAUUAAACAGACGCCUUGUAACUUAUAGACAACUGUAGGUAUUUAUAUAAGUACUAGCACUGAAUUAGAGCAGAGUGAUUUAAGUGAUUGUUAUUUAAGUGAAAUAGAAUAUAUUUUUUUUUUUCUUUCUGAGAAUUUGCUGGUCUUUAGCUGUAUUAUGCUUUGUAUAUAUGUAUAUUUUGUUAUAAUAUUUUAAGUGUUGUUUGAUAAAAGCAGUAUGAAUUGUGUUGAUGGAUCUCUGGGUUUAUAAGGCAAAUGAAGUCUAUGUGUCAGUUAUUAGAGCGAUAAAGAGCAUGCAGUAGAUGUACUUAACUGAUUUCUAGUGAACGUAUUUAUCUGUGAGGCUACAGACAUUCAGUUAAAUAUACAGAUCUUUACAAAUCAUUAGUUGCAUACAUAACUGAUCUGAAAUCAUUAAAGCAUCAAAUUAAGUGAAAGAACUUCUAUCUUACAGAUUUUCUACAUUUGACAAUAUAGAAAUAUGUGGUCAUGUAAAACUAACAAAGGUUUGUGUUAAUCAGGACCAAGUGUGCAGUAAGUUUUCCUUUAGACUAGGAGUUGUAGUGUUAGUGAAGACUUGGUGUCCAGUAGAUAUGACCCACACUUUAGUCUACCAGUAAUACCUCUUUUUGCCACCUCCCAGUGCAAUACGUGUGCUCAUGUCAUUACAUUUGGAUUCUACCCUAGUCUUCAUGCUCAUGUCUACAAGUAGCUCCAGAUAUAACUGGAACAACAUUGACACGAGGGGAUCAAGGUUAAAAUGUAACAUAGACUGUUCAGUGUUCACAUUUGCUGAAAUGUGUUAUAAGUUAGUCUUCUUUGUGCAACAUUUUUCUUGCAUUCCAGAUGGUCUCAGAUAUAUAGCAAAACAAUUACGUAUUUUUAUACUUGAGAGGUACAUUUAAUUUAUAGGACCUGGAGCUGCUAUUGUUGUAAGGCAUCUGUCUGACUCUGACAGUAUUUUUUACAUGCACAGGUGCUGGAUUUUUUUCCGCUUUAAAUUCUGGAAUUUGAGCAAGGGACCAAUCAAUUCAGUCACAUUUGCCUAUAGGUAGCACUGUCGUUUAAACAAUAUAACAUUUAAAAGUACAUUGUGAGAUCAACUGUGAUAAUGUAGCCCUUAAAUGCUGCUCUAAUUUGUAAUUCUCUAUUCUACCUUUGUAACUAAAUAUGCAAGGUUUCAGAUCUUCAUAUUAUUACCCAUAUUGGUUUAUAAUUACCAGUCAUUUAUCUGUAAUUUACGUUGGUAACCAAUUGGCGGAAAUUUUAAUUUUCAGCUUUUUUGGCUGGUUUUAGCCAUUUUCAGAGUUUAAGUGAAAUGCAGACUUUAAAUUUUCCCCAAACAUAGAUUUAAAAAUACAUAUAUCGGUCUUUUGACCAUAGGCUAACUUUCAUCUCUGAAUUAACUUGACAUUAGAGGUUGAUUACUGUUGAGAUGUCCUAUAUCAUUUAUAUACUGUACACUUGUAUAUAACUUGUACAUACUGUAUGUCGGUCGUUGUUAUAAAGGACACCCUGUGCUGUUAUUGAUAGCACAGACUAUUCAUGUGUGAAUGAAUAAAAGAUUACAUGCAUACAGAAUACAUUCCU